This is a messenger RNA of Besnoitia besnoiti, 1014 nucleotides long. RefSeq lists its product as uncharacterized. Lineage: Eukaryota; Apicomplexa; Conoidasida; Eucoccidiorida; Sarcocystidae. The record is from RefSeq and is a predicted model, not a curated record. The coding region runs from base 1 to 1014 and encodes 337 amino acids. The transcript has a single exon.
AUGCAGAGCGAAUCGAAGCGCACCCGAGGCUACUGCCUCUCGCUGGCGGGAGCCGCUCUGGCUUACGCCGCCGUCCUGGGUGUCUGUGCGUCUACGGAGAUCGCCGAGGGCAUCCACGGCCUACGUGUUCUAGAGGGCCCACUUAGCGAAGCGUCGGCUCUGGUUCAAGGUCGCAUCAUUUCGAUCUUCAUUGCAGCCGGUCUUGACAUUCUAGUCGCUGUUCUAUCCUUGGCGGCCGUCACGUUCCGCGUUCCGCAGUUGACGUCCUUUCUUGCGUGGGCAGCCUUGAUAACUGGGAUAUUCAGCUUUGUUUCCGUUAUCAUCUGGUACCUCGGCGUCCGCCUUUCCUUGUGGAUAGUCCUCGGCGUGGCAAUCCCGAUGGUUCGUAUUUUCGCCUCUCUGGCAAACGUACAAGCUGCCGGCGGGAAUGGAUUCGAGGGUACAAACUAUAGAAUACUUGGACAGGUGCGGGAAGAUUUGUUAGCUGAUCCCGGUGAGAUGCGUAAAUUGGGCACAUGGGGAGUUGGCAUGUCUGUGGGCACAGGCACCAUCGUAUUCAGUUUGUUCUGUCUCUUCGUUGCCAUGCUUGAGUGCUCGGGAUUCUGGGGCAGCCGCCUUUACGCCCCCACUACACAGGGGCCGAACACCUGCCUGCUUAUUCAUGGCAUCUUACUGUCCAUUGCGGGUGUCGCAGGACUAGUUGGAGCUGUGGGAGUUUGGAAAUCGUUCACCAUUAUUGCCACUGCUUUUUCCAUCCUGGCUAUUCCUGUUAGCAUUUGCCUGCUCAUCUGGUGGAACGUCAUCGCUUCCACAUCAUCCAGUGUCGCUCCCUAUAGUUUUUGGCAGGCCAAUGCCCUGGUCAAAGACCAGUGGUGGUUCCUCUGUGCUGUCCCUCUCGGUCUGUGGAGCUACAUGGCAAUGGCGCGUCUGCAGCAGAAUCAUUUUUCCGGUUUUGAGGGGCCUGAGGAAGUCCGGGAGACAGAAGAACAAAAGCUCUUAGAUGACAACAUCUGA